This is a messenger RNA of Lodderomyces beijingensis, 864 nucleotides long. The record is from the annotation of a GenBank genome assembly. NCBI's taxonomy places the organism in Eukaryota, Fungi, Ascomycota, Pichiomycetes, Serinales, Debaryomycetaceae.
AUGGGAAAGUUUGAAAUAAAGGGGUUUCAGGUCCUACCGGUUAGCUUUCCCGAGCGGAAAUCAAAGCAGUAUGUUUUCUACAAGAAACACGACGCAAAGAACCAAGCCAGUGAGGGGCCUGGCGAUCGGUCCUUGUUCAUGGCAAAUUUGCCGGUCAUGAGUGAUUUAUCCGUGGUAAGAAGGUAUUUCCAAACGGUCGCCUUGGGCGCAACUAUAGAGUCCUUCACUCCGUCGUAUCUCACAAACUGUCCCGAGGAUGUCUGGAUAAAUUUGACCAAACUCACCUCCGAUUUGCCGGUGAACAACAUCGACGAAGCAGCUAGUAAAUUGCCCAAGAACUCGGCAGUUGUCACGUUUAUCGACAGGGCCUCGUUCCAGCUUGCCUUUAGUGCGUUGAAAAAACUAUCUGCGUCAGCACAGCUAACAACGUGGCCCCUCGCCGGCGCGACGUCACCAUCGUCGUCGGCGGCGUAUUACUUGGCAAAAUUGAAACUGGAUGUGCUUGAUAGCGAGCAGUUGGCUGCAGAAGUACUGCAGGCCCUCGCAGACUUUGAUAGAGCUGAAAAGCAAAGCAUGGAGGAGCUACAGGACCAGGCCAACUUGGUCGACGAAGAUGGGUUCACCUUGGUUGUUGGCUCGCAUCGAAAGACAAAAGCCGGAAUAUUGGGUAAACAGAAAUUGGCCAGCACGGUGGAAAGCGAAAAGGCCAAAGCGAAAUUGAAGAAAAAGGAAACGCAGGAUUUCUAUAGGUUCCAAUUACGACAGCGCAAGAAGGAUGAAAUGAAUGAGUUGUUGAAUAAAUACAAGGCGGACCAGGAAAAAGUUCGGUUGAUGAAGGAAAAGAAAAGGUUUAGGCCGUAUUGA